Messenger RNA from Hydractinia symbiolongicarpus, 4276 nucleotides. RefSeq lists its product as uncharacterized. The record is from RefSeq and is a predicted model, not a curated record. NCBI's taxonomy places the organism in Eukaryota, Metazoa, Cnidaria, Hydrozoa, Anthoathecata, Hydractiniidae. Bases 215 to 3583 code for a protein of 1122 amino acids. Gene Ontology annotation, molecular function: protein binding. The transcript is spliced from 9 exons.
GUUUCAAUCCGGUUUGUUCUUGCGUAGAAAUUCAACCUAAAGAAAAUCACCUUCAAUCUUUAGUCAAGUUUUGAGCAUACUUUUUGUACUCAUUAUAACUGAAUCUGCAUUUUUUGAACGUUUUGCGUGUAUGCGCGAUAAUCAACAGGCAAAAUUGUUAAAGCCUAUCAGCUUUAAUGUUUGAAUAGUCAAUUAUAUACGUAAUCAUGUAGAAAUGGAUGAUGCUGAUCUUGAGAAGCUGAAUGUUAAACCUGGAAAAUUGAACCCAAAAUUUAAUCGAAACAUUACUGAAUACGAAGUGGUGCUUAAUAGUGGUGUUAAAAUAAUCAAAGUCGAUCCUUUAACAAGAGACCCUAGUGCGUCGUGGACUAUUUUGGGCUCUGGUACUGAAAGAUCAGUCACAGUAACUGAAGGGACCAACACCAGUUUGAUUAUAGAGGUCACUGCAGAAGAUGGCACAACAAAACAGUAUACCAUAAAACUUGUUCCGUUAUCAUCUAGUAGUACUGUUCUUUCUUCUAUCAAAAUCAAAGAUUACCAGAUAUCUCCUGAGUUUAUCACAAAUCUGUAUGAAUAUGAAUGCCUUGUGCCGUUUUAUUGUAUGUUUGUGGUUGUCCAAACUUCAUCACCAGAUAAGAACACCAAGAUUGCAGUUGCUGAUGCCGACGAUAACUAUAGCGUUAAACUCAAUAUUGGUUUAACUAAAAUUCAAGUAAAAGUUACAUCGCCUGAUGAGACCUCUACAGUGUCUUAUUGCGUAAAUGUUCGUAGAGGAAAGUUCAUGUUUCCAGUAAAUAUCCUGAAUUAUGUUUGUAGCAUUUGUGCGUGCACUCUUUACUGUCCGGUGUCUGUUUUGAACGAUAAAAGCGGUGCUUUGUUUUGUGAGCAUUGCUUAAAAACCGUAACACGAAGCAAUAAGAUUCAUCCGUUAACUGGUGAACUUUUAGGGGAGGACUUUAUUGUGUUCCAAGAGGAUGUUGAGAAAAAACUUUCUAAUGAAGUGGUUCGUUGUCCUUUUGAAUGUGGCGAAUCAUUGACGUUCUGCGAAGUUGGUGAACAUGUGAAGUUUCGUUGCGAUUCAAGUUUCUUGUUUGUGGAAAAAGUUGAUGCAGUGAUUUUUGGAAACGCAAGAAGGGAGAAUGCAAUGCACGAGACAGACACAUGCAGUUCGUGCAGCCGAGCAGUACCACAGUUUGAUAAAGAGUUCCAUCAACAACAUAUGUGCACGUCAAAACAUUCCUACAAUUUUAGUGGCAACGUUGCAAAACAUAAAUGGGAAUGCAAAUAUCAACAAGAGGUUGUAGCCCAACAAAUUGAUGAACCAUUGAAGAUUGGAAUGCAAUGUGAAGUAGACUAUUUGAAACUUGUUGAAAAAGGUGUGAACGAAUACAAUCAAUCAGAAAUCAUGUCACAGUUAAACAAAGCUUGCCAGUUAUACGCGCAUGGUAUCCUUGUCAAUAGUAAAGAUCAUUUUGCGCAUUUUCGCUUGGCUGUGGUGUUGGAAGAAUUGUAUCACUUACAAGAUAUAUUUGGAAUUAAAGAUAAGGAUUCAAGAGAAAUUCACACAGAUGACAGUGGAGAGUUUCAAACUGCAGAGUCAAUGGAGGACGACAUCAAAGCCUUAGCAGAUCUCAAAGGUUUCGGUAAGGACGCCUCGAUAACAGACCAGUUAAAAGCGUUGGAUGAGGAAUAUCACUUCUUACUGGAGCGUGGUCAGUCUGAAAAAGCAGACUACUUGCAAAAACUCUACGCUUUUAAACAGAAGCAACAACAUGAAAACAAAAAGACGUCCACCAUACCUGGUAGUAUGGAGACUUUCCUUGAUAAAGCUUUGACAAAGUAUUUAGACGCUACCUACGUUCAACCGGAUCAUGCUUUGUAUCAGAUGCACGCUGGAAGGUGUCUUCUCCGAUUAAGAAAAUAUGAUAAUGCUGUGGAAAGGUUGAAGUAUGCUGUCGCGUUGAAACCAGCAUGCGCUGAAGCUAAAUUUUAUCUUGGUUGUGCAAUAUUAAAAAGUGGUACAUCUACAGAUUAUGUUAUGCCUUACCUACAACAAGGUGUAGCCUACUAUGUACAUCAUUUUCAGUGGCAUGACAACCAGAAACGCAAAAUGUUUGCUGAAGACUUUUGUUCUGCAUACAGUUCUCUGCCGUUGCAAGGCGUACAUGAGCUAUCUAAAGUGCAAUCCGCCGACGCUUGCUUACUCAAAAAAGACAAGUUAUUACUUCUCGUAUCGACACUGUGUUUCCAUACAAUGAAUCGAUUGGUUAACAGAGGUAAACUUUUUAAGUUUUUACAGUCUACAGCGCUUGAAAGUCAGUAUGAUUACGGAAAAUAUCUGAUUAAUCAAAAAGACGCCGACAAGAUGAAGAUGAAAGAGUACUGGGAACGAGUGUCAAACAUUACCAUGACGUUUUGUGGUCAUGCGGACGCUGUUGUUUUGCAAAUACAGAGAAAGAUUUGUGAAGCAGCCGUCAUAUUAUUACCCAACUCCAGCAGAGCAUUACAUCAUCUUGGUGAUGUUCUUUUGGCUAUUUUGGAAAAAUCACCAUCAUCAGCAUCAGUGGAAGAUGUCGAAAAAUACUUCAGAGCAAGUAUCGAUGAAGAAGGAAAAGAUAUGAAUCGAGAGGAACCGUCAGAGUUUCUGAAACAAACAGAUUUUUGGAGAUCAUAUAAAAAGCAGUGCACUUCUUUUCAGUCGUCCGUGGUAGAAAAAACAGCAAUUGCAAGUGGCGUAAAGAAGGACGAACCACCGAAGGGGAGAGGGAAAGCUGCUCCUGCUUCUACCGCAAAGAAAGUUGUUGCCACUCGAAGUAAACCUAGGCCUAAGACAACUACUACUGCUAGGACGCAACCAUCAACUACUGCAGCAGCUGGUAAGAAAAGCACUCCUCUAUCUCCUGUGAAAAACUCAUCGACUGGUAAGUCGAUGGUGACUCAUUCUCCACAACGAGCUGGAAGAACAUCUCAAAAUUGUGUCAACAAAACCUGCAGUACAGAGAAAACAAAAUCGCUUUCCAAAACUACAACUUUCAAUGAAACAAACAACUUAAAGACUGGUUCUCCUUCACCAGAAAAACAGUCCAGUGUUAGCACCCCAUUAAAGUUAAACCCGAUUACUUAUCAAGCUAGAAUCGGUCUUGCCCGAGUUCUAGUACUAUCUGGAGGGAAGUCUGACGAAGUGGAAAAUUUAUAUAAUAAAGUUAUUCAAUUGGCACCACAUUUGCAUGAUGCGUACAUUGAGUUAGGAGAACUUCUAGCUAAAACUAAACCAAUGAACGCGGUGGAUGUUUAUACCAAGUAUCCGUUCGCCGAUAAACUGUCGUACGAUGAUGCAUAUUUAUAUGGGGAAAUCGUAAGGUUGUUAAUGAAAGUGGAAGCCUAUGAUGAUCCGAGAUUGCAGGAAAACAUGAUUGCAUUGGGAAGAAUACUUGGUUUUUCGGCUUUAGAAAGAUACAUAACCACACUGGAGGAUAAACUGAAGUAUAGUAAAUUAUUAUGUCGAAUAUAUGCAGGUGUCAACAAUAAGGAUAUUGAUGAUCCUGACCUCCAGGCUUUUUUUAAAUUUAAAUGCUGGAUUUAGCAAGAAAAAUGAAAAAUGUUUUUGUCUUUAUUAACUUAAUGGUAGAAAUUUUAACGAGAAUUCCGUAUUUUGCGAAUUUUCUGUAUUUUUCAAACAAAAAAAGGUUAAAUUUUUUGAAUAAAAACAAAUUUUACAUUUCAAGCAUCAAGCAAGCUUUUUUUGUGAAAUUUAAAUUUUGCGAAUAAGAUCAAUUCGCGAAAUUUAAAAAAAAAUAAUUUUGGUAAAAAUUUUUACGUUACCUUUUCCCGUGCGCAUUAAUCACGUGUGCCUUAGUGUGUUUUUAAUAAUAAAACAAGUUUGUAGAUUUCUAAUAGUUUGUGCUAAUUUUCGCGCCAAAAAAAUGUUCAUUUAUACACGUUUGUUUCUUUAAAAACUUUUUAGUGUUCUUGUUUUUGCAACAUGUCUUUGGCUCAACGCAUGUUUUGAUUUCAGAAAAUAAUGUUGUUAAAACAUAAAGACAACAUAAUAAACGGCAUUUUCUACAUGAAUAUGGAUAAGGUAAAGAUUCUUCGAUUCCAAUUUUAUGUAAUUCGGUUGUGAAAGAAGUUUCUUAUUGCUGGUCGAUUACUAAAUUAUAGUUGCACCAGCCAAGAAACUUUUUUUCAUUGCUUGGUACUAUCUUCUGUUUUAUCAGUGACCUCCUGUGAUAAAAAGAUCUCGUCAAAUAUAAUCAAAUCUUUCCAGGUAGGGCGG